CCGGCUGGCGGCGGCGAAGAUGGCAGAUUUCCUGAAGGGGCUCCCGGUGUACAACAAGAGCAACUUCAGCAGAUUCCAUGCGGAUUCCGUCUGCAAGGCUUCCAACCGCCGGCCCUCGGUGUAUUUGCCCACCAGAGAAUUCCCCUCGGAACAGAUUAUUGUGACAGAGAAGACAAACAUCCUCCUGCGCUACCUCCACCAGCAGUGGGACAAAAAGAAUGCAGCCAAGAAGCGGGAUCAGGAGCAGGGGGAUGUGGAGGGGGAGAACUCGGCCCCGCCCCGGAAAAUCGCCCGGACCGGCAGCCAGGACAUGACCGAGGACACUUAAACCCCAAAAAAACCCCAAAAAACGACACAAAAAUCCGGGAAUUCCCCAA
This is a messenger RNA of Sturnus vulgaris (Common starling), 377 nucleotides long. It is a transcript of the gene DDA1, whose product is annotated as DET1 and DDB1 associated 1. Gene Ontology annotation, biological process: positive regulation of proteasomal ubiquitin-dependent protein catabolic process. The record is from RefSeq and is a predicted model, not a curated record. Gene Ontology annotation, cellular component: Cul4-RING E3 ubiquitin ligase complex. NCBI's taxonomy places the organism in Eukaryota, Metazoa, Chordata, Aves, Passeriformes, Sturnidae.